This is a messenger RNA of Venustampulla echinocandica, 750 nucleotides long. RefSeq names its product RNA-binding, RBD. The record is from RefSeq and is a predicted model, not a curated record. Bases 1 to 750 code for a protein of 249 amino acids. The transcript has 3 exons. NCBI's taxonomy places the organism in Eukaryota, Fungi, Ascomycota, Leotiomycetes, Helotiales, Pleuroascaceae. Gene Ontology annotation, molecular function: U1 snRNA binding. Gene Ontology annotation, cellular component: U1 snRNP. Gene Ontology annotation, biological process: mRNA splicing, via spliceosome.
AUGGCAUCCACGGCCCCUCCACCACCAAAUGCAACGGUCUAUGUUCGCAACCUGGAAGAGCGAAUUAAGCCGGCGCAACUAAAAGAAUCGCUACAAGAACUCUUCAGCGAAUAUGGGGAGAUUAUCGAUAUUGUGGCUAAGACGAACCUGAAGGCGAAAGGACAGGCGUUUAUAGUGUUUGGCGAUGUGGAGAGCGCACAGAAAGCCAUCGAGGAAGUGCAGGGCUUCGAGCUCUUUGGCAAGGAGAUGCAGCUUGCAUUUGCGAAGACACGCAGCGAUGCUACCGUUAAGCGCACUGGAAAUGAGGAGGACUUCGAGAGCCAUAAACGCCGGCGGUUAGCGGAGAAGGACAAGAAAAAGGCAGCCGAAGCGGCAGAGUCCCAGAAGCUUCUCAAGCGACCAGGUGUCCAGGGCGUUCCCGACGCGGCAGCCAGACCCAUCAAAGCCCCUCGUGGUGCUGGUCUCAAAUCUUCCAACCCAGCAGGCGCGGCUGUUAUCCCAGACGAAUAUCUUCCUCCCAAUAAGAUCCUGUUCGUGCAGAACUUGGCCGAUGAAUACGAGGCCGAGUUGUCGGCGAUCUUUGGGCGGUUUGAGGGCUUCAGGGAGGUCCGCUUGGUUCCUGGUCGGAGUGGUAUUGCCUUCGUGGAGUAUGAAAGCGAGGCGGGUGCUAUUAGCGCCAAGGAGAAUACGGCAGGAAUGGCAUUGGGUCCUGACGGACAGAUAAUUAAGGUCACCUACCAGAGACAGUAG